AUCCAAUUCCGUCUGGUAUUCCUCAAUUGUGACAAUUUUCAUCUUUUCCCUUUCACCCUCCUUAUUUUCCCGCACUUUCCCGGAAAAUUUCCCAACCAAAAAUCACACCCUUUUAGACUCCAAAUCCCCAGCCAAAUUAGUCAAAUUCACUCUACUCGGAAAAUUGAACCCAGCGGUGAUGGACGUCUCCCUCCUAUACGACACCGUUACAGUCGCCACCACCGCACAGGGCCUAGGGUUCGCCAAGUUCCUAAUUCGUCACCAUGACCUCACCUCCAACAACCAAAUCUCAAUCACCGACUCUCAUCCAGAUCAAUCAUCGCCGUCCAAUGGAGUCCCCCAGAUCUCGGCCGUUAUUUUUCCCGUCGACGCUGUCGCUCCGCCGCGUGUCAGGCCCAAUUCUCACAAAACCGCCACCCGAACCCUCCUUCGCAAAAAGCGCCGCACCAGACGGAGAUCGUCGAGCGGCGACGAUUUGAACGACGGCGGAGAAGAGGACGGUGGGUUUUUCGGUGGAGAUGGUCCGUUUUUCAACGGAGGAUGGGGCGGAAGCGGAGGUGGUGGCGGGGGUUGGAAUUUCGAUAGAUUUGGAGGGCAUAAUUGGGAUGAGUCGUCGUCUUCUUCGCCGUCGGAUCCUGCGUUUGAUUUCGUGUACGAGGUGAUGUGCUGGAUUGCGCUUUCGAAUUGCGUGCACUUCGCCUUCAAGAGGGUUAUUCGUAUCGUGGCGGAUGGGUUGGGCGACGCGGAGAGAGCGAAGGUGCCGAUGAGAUUGACUUCGGUCUGCUGAUGCGGUACCGUUUCGUUCUCAAUGCUUAACGUAUCAAAAAGGGGAUACAAAUCUGGUUUUAAUUUAUGUGUUGGUUGGGUUUACAUUUGAUGCUCAAAUUUGUAUAUAUUGUGUAUAUAUAUUGGCAUUAUUUUUAUAAAUAGAUGGUUUGAUUAUGUUAAUAAUGCAUUUUGCUUUGAAUUACAUCUAUAUAUGGUUGUGCAAGUAUGAGCUAAUGCCAAUUUUUAGGGUUACAAAAUGAAGUUCUUUGUACAAAAUAGGAGGGAGGACACUGAGUUAUAUAAUGUACAAGGAUCGGGAUGAUAAUUUCAGCAGAUUUGCCAGGAAAACAUUGAAUGUAAGCAUUUCAAAGUGUGACUUUUAAAAAAAACUGAUGUGUAGACCCUGAUCAAAAGCUGGAGAUACAAGAAGUUACUUUGUUUAUGGAAAAGUUAGGUCUAGUAUUGGUGAUGCUUUUGUAUAUGAUAGUCCACCACUGGGACCUGUUUUCUCAAAGUUGAAUAUGGAAGUUUUGACAAAAGUAGUUAUGUAAUAUUGGUAUCUUAAGUCUCAUACGCACUAUGAGGCGGCUAUAUUUUUUAAUGGAUUGGUUUAAAUAGCUGGUUUCAUAUGAA
Messenger RNA from Prunus persica (peach), 1401 nucleotides. RefSeq lists its product as uncharacterized. Lineage: Eukaryota; Viridiplantae; Streptophyta; Magnoliopsida; Rosales; Rosaceae. Bases 179 to 787 code for a protein of 202 amino acids. The transcript has a single exon. The record is from RefSeq and is a predicted model, not a curated record.